GCACUGGAACACUAACGAAAAUCCCGUUGGCUCAGCGCAUGUGAAGCUUGCGUUAGCACGCACUUCAGGCGGAGCCAGCGGCAGCUCGUCUUAAGCGACCCGGCGUAUGCGCUACAUUAUUCGCAGAAGCUUGCACCAGGCAGAUGUCCGCCUCAUAUGCGACGCUUCCGGCGAUUACACUGCCUUGUCUUUCGGACUGCGGCUUGCGGAUGAAGCAACUGUCAACGGUUUGCAUCACGCCCCUCUUUGCUGAUAACAUGACGAGCUGGCAUCUGCGCUCAUACCGCGCUAAGAUGGAUGAGGCAGAUAACGUUUACAUCGCACGCUGCCGCACGCUGCCACACGCUGCAAAGGAGGGAGGACAGGUGGGUGGUAUGGAACAACGCGCCACGAUGCAUACCACAUGAACACCUCAACAGCGCAGCGGCUUCCGCGCCUUGGUCCUCGCGAAGGCUCCACGCAUCAACCAGGUCUCCUUGGAGUUCCCGACAGAUGUACGCG
Molecule: messenger RNA, 501 nt
Organism: Baudoinia panamericana UAMH 10762
Lineage: Eukaryota; Fungi; Ascomycota; Dothideomycetes; Mycosphaerellales; Teratosphaeriaceae
Exons: 1
Coding region: 144-407 (87 amino acids)
Source: RefSeq, a predicted model, not a curated record